This is a messenger RNA of Photinus pyralis (common eastern firefly), 1010 nucleotides long. RefSeq names its product solute carrier family 25 member 45-like. Gene Ontology annotation, molecular function: high-affinity L-arginine transmembrane transporter activity. Bases 99 to 962 code for a protein of 287 amino acids. Lineage: Eukaryota; Metazoa; Arthropoda; Insecta; Coleoptera; Lampyridae. The transcript has 5 exons. Gene Ontology annotation, cellular component: mitochondrion. The record is from RefSeq and is a predicted model, not a curated record. Gene Ontology annotation, biological process: mitochondrial L-ornithine transmembrane transport.
AAAUGUCACAAAAAUUCCAGUACAAAAUGAACUAAAAAGAAGAUGUUUUAAUUUUGGCAAACUAUUCCAAGAUCUCUUAAAUUACAAGUCGAAUAUUUAUGAUAGACUGGAUUAACUUCAUUGCAGGAUGGUUGGGAGGGAUAGCUGGAUUAAUAAUAGGUCAUCCCAUGGACACAUUAAAAACUCGCCAGCAAUCAACCGGACAUUCGUUAUCGACUACUAUAAAAGAAAUCUACCAGCACGAAGGAAUAAGAGGAUGUUAUAAAGGAUUUUUUGUGCAGUAUUUCACUGUUGGGCCGGCAAAUGCGGUAUUUUUCUUUGCGUAUGGCGAAAGUCUGAAAGUGGUACAAAAAAACGGUUCUGGUCGAGUAGAUUUCAAUGAUACCAAAUGGAGGAUGAACGUAGCUCUUGCAGGGUUGCUUGCCGGAACGGUACAAGUUAUUGUGACCUCUCCAAUUGAAUUUGUUAAAACCUUGUUGCAAACCGGAAAUUCACGAUCAUUGAAAAAUGGCGGACCGCAGUAUAAAACUGCAAUUCAAGCAAUUAGAGGUAUAUACCGUAGAGGAGGACUAUUAGGAUUUUACCGAGGAUUUAUCCCAACGUUUUGGCGUGAUGGCGCUUCUAGUUCAAUUUACCUGGUUGUUUAUGAAUCACUAAGACCGCGCAAUAGAGAGCAUGCUUUAACAGAAUUAAUUACUGCAGGAGGUAUGGCAGGUUCGGCCUCUUGGUCCCUAUUAGUGCCCUUUGAUGUUAUAAAAACAAGACUGCAAACCGACAAUCCACUGAACCCCCAAUAUACAGGGAUGAUUGACUGUGCGAUUAAAUUGAGCCGCAGAAAGGGACUAAAGAUAUUUAUGAAAGGAUUCUGGGUAACAACCUUACGUGCAUUUCCUGUGAACGCUGCACUAUUUCUUGUAUAUGAAUUCAGCGUGGAACUGCUACAAAAUAUAUUCCACGUAUGAUUUGUACUGUGUUCUUGUACUGUGCACAAUUAUUAAACAAAUUCUUCA